Molecule: messenger RNA, 3779 nt
Organism: Sitodiplosis mosellana (orange wheat blossom midge)
Lineage: Eukaryota; Metazoa; Arthropoda; Insecta; Diptera; Cecidomyiidae
Product: synaptophysin-like protein 2
Exons: 4
Coding region: 525-1184 (219 amino acids)
Cellular component (GO): synaptic vesicle membrane; synaptic vesicle
Source: RefSeq, a predicted model, not a curated record
CAGUCGGUGUACAGCCAUAAAUGUGCGUAUGGGUUUCGAUAGAAACGAUUUCACUUAGUAUUGUGCUGUGUAUGUGCGCGUUUUUAUUUGGCCAAAGCGAUAAAAAACAACAGUAGUGAAGGCAAAUACACAUACAGCAGCACACAAUGAAAAAAAAAACGGUCGCCCCCCGUACACACCACCACAGACGCAAGUACGCAUUUGAACAUGAUAAACUCCAACCGAAUGCAUUCGGUAGCCUAGUUCUUGGAUAUAGCGCGAAAAAUAGACAUUGAAAGAACUCUGCGAGGAGAAUCGAAUCAAGAGUGUGAGCAAAAAAGAAAACACACAGUUUCAAAGUUGCCAUUCGUGUUGAAUUUUGUGGGUGCAUCGUGAUAACGACAGCGAAAAAGAAAAAAAUUGUUUCUGUGUAAAAACUAAAACAAGCAACUUGCCCACAUUCUACAAGUGAUAGCGAAACAGCAAGUUUGUGCAUUGCCUACGUGUUACAGGAUAUUAAACAAAAAAAAACAUAAACAAUCAAUAUGGUUAAGUACGACUUAAGUGUGUUCCAAGAGCCUCGCGGGGUCAUGCGAAUAUUCCAAUUUGUAUUCGCCAUCUGUGCACUUUAUACGACGAUCAAUUUCGAUAUCAAUGUCACUGUGGGUCAGGGCGUCGAGAAACAAACAUACACUUUCGACUAUCCAUUCCGGUUCGGGCAGAAUGUUUGCAAUAAAACAUCCGAUCAAAAACCAUUGGGCCUAUCGGCCGAUGUAUCUAGUGAUGCUCAAUUUUUCGUAGCAACCAGUGUCUUAUCUGUUCUGUAUUGCAUAUUUAUCGCGGCCGUUUAUGCGGUCAUUGACGAAAUCUACACGUCGAAACCAGAAGUUCCGCUGGCGGAUUUCAUGUUAACAACCAUAUUGGCAAUAUUUUGGUUGUCGGGAUCGGCUGCAUGGGCCAAUGGCGCGAGCGCCUUGAAAACAGUCACCGAUGCCAAUUCAAUUUCAGCGUUGUGUGGCAAAAUUGUCGUGUACACGAGUAGCUUUUCGCGUUUGAACAUCUCGUUGCUGUUUGGUUUUUUGAACUUUUUCUUGUGGGCAUCGGAUCUCUGGUUUUUGUACAAAGAGACCUAUUGGUUCAAGGAGCGUCAGCAAAACAAUAUCAAUGGUGCUGGCGGAAGUAAUAUGAAUGCGCCUAAUAUCUAAACAGCAAUUUGGCUGAAACUGGAGGAACGUACAAGGUAAGCAAAGGCGUACCACACAAACACACACACCUCAGUUGCAACAAUCAUCAAAACAGAAACAAGGAAACAAAACAAAUACAAAAUCACCACAAAAAAAUACAAGGGACAGCCCCAGCGAAGGACUUUAUUGAUCAGCGCCAUCAUCAUACAAUUACAUUUGGAAUUCAUAUCAAAAACACACCGAACAAAACAACAAAAUCCAAAAAAAACAGACAGAACAAAUCAGUUUUGAACAAUAUAUCAUGGAUAAUAAACGUAUCAUAAGCAUCAAUUGAAUGUGUAUCUAAUGGAAUAAACUAAUUGAAAUAUAGGUGUGCUGCGCGCGUGUACAAGUGCAUAUCAUAACAAAAAUAAAUGAACAAUUUUAGGAAGAAAAUGUAAACAAACGAAAAGAAAUCAAUAUUGUGGAUCAAAGUGGUGGAUAUAGUCAAAUACUUACCAAUAUUUAUCUAAAUGUCUUUCGUUUUUCCCCCUCUUUUCGUUACGUUUUUUUUUCGAUAGGGAGUCUGCUUAAAUUUUUUCUUUUGGCCAUUUCUACAACAGACCUAUCUGUCUUUCUAACUUCCAUUCGGGUUGUAUCCAGUGAGCAAUAUAGAACAACAAUUAUACCUUUCUUUAACUGUUCAUUGUCGGCCGUUGGUGGAAUUUGACGUGAAUUCGCAUUUUUGUUUUGUUUGAUUAAUUUUUUGAAGUAUUUUUUUCUGAAAUAAUUUUUGUUUUAAUUAAACCAGAUCAUUACUUUUAUGUGAAGAAAACCCAAAAUUAUUUUAUAAAUAAAAAAGAAUCGGCUAUCAAAAAUAUUUUUGAUUUUAUAAUUUCCCAUUGAAAAUCCCAUUGAAUCAUUGGUAUCUUAAGCAUUUGUCAUUUGUUUUUGUCAUCCAGUCUAAGCCAAUUCGUUCACAAAAAUAUACAUCGUUUUUGCACCUGGACCGAUCAUACCCACUGAUCGACACAAGUCAAUAGUACACAUUAGUACUUCUUUCGUUGGAAAUGACGCAAAAGUCACAUAUUUUGACAAACAUAUUCAAUUUGCGCAGUGGAUUGAAUUGACAUUCAAUCUUGAAUUGGGAAACUAUAUUUUCUCGACAUUUUUCAUGGAUAUUCCAAUAUUUUUGAAUUUAUUUUCUUUCAAGAAAUGCCAAAUAAAAUAUUUUGGCAAAAGAUUUGCAAACAUUUUCCCCAUUAAUAUGAUGAAGCACUCGAUUUUUGAGUGAUACACAUUCAAAGGUGGGAAUCAUUCAAAAAGGAAAAGAAAGGAAAACAAUGAAAUAUUUUCAAAAAGAAAACACUGAGUCAAAGAAAAUUCAAAUUUUCCAAACAAGUUAGGUGUUUAAAAAAAAAUGAAGCGUACUUCAUUCAAAAAGCAUGGACGAAGUCCUUUAAUUCUAUUUUGAAUAAAACUUUUUUUAUUUCGUUGGAAAAUCAAUCAAUCAUAAUUAAUUUAAAUUUUCAAAAGAAAUGAUCAAUUGCGAUUUGCACGAAUGUCAUUGGAGUGAGCAAUAAAUUCAGUAUUCAAUUGAAAUGAAAUUAAAAGGAAAAUGUAUUGUAAAGAAACGGAGACGUUAAGCUUCAUUUUAGGGUGCAUUUAUCUCCGUCAUACAGUUGCCGGUGAUUUUCGAAACGGAAACAAAUCAACAACACAAUAUACAUGCAUUAGAGCAAUUUUUUUCUGGCUUAAAUAGAGUAACAAACAACCGUAACAAAGAACAAUAAUGUGUUUUUUCAAGAAAACAGAACAAAAAAAAAUUUACUAGCAACUACAGCAACCAGCUUCCAAACAGAGAAGAAGAAAUGAAAAAAAAAGCUAAAUGGUGAAAGCAAAACAACGUAGUACCUUCGCAAGCCAAGUGAAUAUGCCUCUAAAACUCUAAAUAUGAAACUAAAAAAAAAAGAUAAUGUAAAUUAAUGUAUUAAUGUAAUAUUGUAACGCGUAUUAGACUAAAUUGUUGCAAAUCAGUUAAAAUACAGAUAUAUUUACUGUCUAUUUUCGAUUAUGUGGCGUUCAUUUCCCAAAAUGCACGAAAAGAGUAUUUGCUCCAGUUCUCAAACUCUUCAAAAAUGUAUAGAAAAAAUGCAAAACAAUCUCACAACCCGAUUGAUACCGGGCACCUAUUGACCGGGUGAAAUGGGGACAUUCAUUUUGACCUUCUGAUCUGAACAAUAGAAGAAUUAAAAUCUAUUGCAAUUAUUGCUUUAAUCAGACUUAACGAUCACUCCACCGAAUUCACCCAAAAUACAACCCCCAAAUGAAUUUUUGAAAAACAAAACUCACCGUACAUUUAACACACAAAAAAACAAACAAACUAAACAAACUAUCAAGUUUUCCAAGAUUAUACAUUUUGAUGAAACAUUUUCAAAAUGUUUUUCUCCUAGGCAUAUAUUUUUGUGGUGUAUUGAAGAGAAUCAUAGCAAUUAGACAAUUAAGAAUUGACAAACAAAAAAUUAUAUCACUUAAGAAAUGACGAGUGGAUAAAAUUAAAACAAAAAAUGUAAACAAAUAACAAAAAAAAAAUGGAUUGAAAAGACAAUUUCAAAUAAAGACCUAGAGAAAUCAAAA